CACUGCUCGAGCCCUGUGCCGGAGGAGAAGACUCAUCAUUUCACACACCAUGACCCAACUGAAGCUGCUGCGCUGCUACUGCCUGGUUGUGCUCGCGCUCAGCGUUAGUCGCGGCAGCCCCGCGAGCGGGAGGUGCGUGGAGGAGACGCUUUGCUCGAGGAGCCUGGAGGAGUUCCACUACAAGCUAGCCAACAUGCCCAAGAACCUCAACCAGAGGAGCAUCGCCGCCUGGGUUUAUGAGCCCAACACCGACCUAAACAGGGUUCCUCAGGUCAUCCACGAAGCCAAGUGCCUCUCCAGCCACUCCUGCGGGGACGUGGAGAGCCCCUUCGGCCUGGAGACUAUCCCCAUCUCUGUCCGGAUGCCAGUGCUGCGGAAGAGUCACGGCUGCCCCACCUACUCGUUGGAGUACCAGAGCGUGGCUAUCGCCUGCAUAUGCGCCACGCCCAGGCGCUUCUGACCCGCAGCUGGCAGCGCCCGGCGGGUAAACCCAUCACCUCAUCACGGGCUCAGUUCGCUGUGCCUGCUGGGUAAACCCAUCGCCUCAUCACGGGCUCAGUUCGCUGUGCCUGCUGGGUAAACCCAUCGCCUCAUCACGGGCUCAGUUGAAAUACGACUGUUGCUUUACGGUAUAUGUUUAUGACGUGUUACAUGUUAAAUACGACUGCCGCUUUACAGUAUAUGUUUAUGGCGUGUUACAUGUUAAAUAUGACUGGCGCUUUAUAUGUUCAUGGGGUAUUAUAUGUUCUGUUGUUGAAAAGGCACGUUAAAGGUUUCAUGACGAAACAAAAAUAAAUAAAUCUGUGGUGCGUGUUGCAGCACUAGGGUUGCCACCCGGAUAAUGUCUGUGGUGCGUGUUGCAGCAGUCGGGUUGCCACCCGGAUCAUGGCUUAUGUAUGGCUUAUGUUUUUCAAAAGAUGCAUCAUGAAACUAAACACAAAAUAAAAAUGUUCAUAUAUUUUUUGUUAUUUCAGGCUGCAUCUAUUGAAAUAUACAUAUAAGCCUAGCUACUGAACGCACUCUUAUACUUGCACUAAAUAAGGAGUUGAACACACCUGACUAAUCAGAAACACCUGUGAAGCCAUUUGUCCCAAACAUUAUAGUGUCCUGAAAUGGGGGGCUAAAUGUAUAAAAAGCGCUGUUAUUUCUACAUGGUGAACCUAAAAUGUAUUAAAAUACUUGUUAAUAAAUGCUGAGAUCUGCAGUUUAACCACAUAUGAAUUGUUUGAUUACAAUUUUAAAAUUGUGGCAAACAGAGUCAAAUCAAGAAAAAAAAGGCUUUGUCCCAAACUUUAUGGAGCUCACUGUAUACUGUUGUUCAUAUAAUGUUUAAUUUCCUGUGUGCGUUUGUGUAUGCAUAUAUGUGUGUGUGUGUGUGUGUGUGUGUGUGUGUGUGCACGCGCAUCUCAACAUUGUGCAGUAAAUUAAUGUUCCCUACUGCUUCUCUUGUUGCUUAGUAGAAGGUAUCCCAGUCUGGACUGAAUGGUUUAGAAAAUGGAUGAAUGAAAUGUUCACAGUAUGAUAAAGUCAGUAGUUAAGAUCUGUGCAAACUAUCUAGUGUUAUGUGAAACAACUUUAUUUUAUGUGAAAGUUUUAAAAUAGUCAUGAUAUUGUUGUGAUUUGCUGCAAAAUUACAAAAACUACUGAAUAAAAAAUAUUGUGCUACUUUGAA
Molecule: messenger RNA, 1672 nt
Organism: Anguilla anguilla (European eel)
Lineage: Eukaryota; Metazoa; Chordata; Actinopteri; Anguilliformes; Anguillidae
Product: interleukin-25-like
Exons: 3
Coding region: 50-460 (136 amino acids)
Cellular component (GO): extracellular region
Molecular function (GO): cytokine activity
Source: RefSeq, a predicted model, not a curated record